Cajanus cajan (pigeon pea) is the source of this 1461-nucleotide messenger RNA. RefSeq lists its product as uncharacterized. NCBI's taxonomy places the organism in Eukaryota, Viridiplantae, Streptophyta, Magnoliopsida, Fabales, Fabaceae. The record is from RefSeq and is a predicted model, not a curated record.
UCAGUCUCAGUCUCACACAUGACACAACCCAAGGACUAAUUCUGUUUUCUGAUUCAUGCCAAUUUGCAAUUUCCUGUGUUUUGAUUCAGAGAAAACCAAAAGAGAAAGAUACACAAGACAACAACAACCUUAACAAACAACAUAACUGUACAACUGAUGGCAUCGUUGGCGACCCAUUUGUCCGGUUUCUUUCUGUUCGUCCCCGUUGGCCUUCGCCGCUUACUCUCUUCCUCUUCCCUUUACCUUCACAACCCCUCUCACUUCCGCUCCAAGCUUUGGUACUUCUCCGACCCAAAAUGGAAGACCCUCGAUCUCUACGCUCUCCUCAUCGCACUCCCCAUCUUCUCUUUCUUCGAGUUUUUCCUCUUCUUCUCCUUUUCUGGGCCCCCCACUUACAAAUUCUCCUUCUUCCAACAAUCACUAGCGGUUUUGGCCUUCUGGGUCUUGGUCAUUUUGAUCCUAGUCCGUGAGCACGUGGGAGCAUCGCUGAUUGAUGAAAGUUUUGUUUUUUUGUUUGGUGGGGUUGUUUUCUUGGUGGAGUAUUCUGUGAUGGGUAAAGGGGUGUCAGGUCUUGCCGGUGCUGUGUAUGGCCUUUUGGGUGGGUUGACUCUGGUGUGUGCUGGUGCUUGCAUUUACUUGGCGUUUAAGCCGUCAGCUUUUUUUGCUGAGUUUUUGUUGUCCUCUGGGUUGGUGUUUAAGGGCACUUGGUUGUUGCAAGUGGGGUUUUCUUUGUACACUGAUGUUUUUGGACUGAAGGGGUGUGGAAAGAUCACUAUUUUGGGGCCCCAGAAGGAGAGUGUUGAUGUGCGGUGUGAUCUUGAUGAGGAUAGUUUGAGGGGUGUUGCUUUGAUGUGGUUUUUGUUCACUGUUCAUGCCAUUGGGGUGAUGGUUUUGGUUGUUGGGGCGUUUGGGAUGUUGGGGGGUAAUAGGAGCAUGAGGUAUGGGGAGGCAAGGGGGUCGUUGCUGGCUGAGAUCGAAUCCGCGAGCUCGCGGAUUCGGGGUCUUCCAGAGCUGGAGAUGGAGUGAAAUGUGAAUGGUUUUGGUAGAAACACAGAAAGGGAAGUGUGCAUUGUGAAGAAUUGGUUUUUUGUUUGCUAGGUUCAAAAAUUUGAUUUCCAAGGAAUUACCUGCCUGAUGAGAAAGAAAGGUUCUCUUGGAUGGUAUACUAGUUUGAUGGGUUUGUACAUCCCUUGAAGUGCAUCAUCAGAAUUCACGUUCCACAAUAUUUCUUUCAGCUGUGAACUCAGAAUUACUGAAUGUACUGUGGAAAUCUCCCUAAUGACGUUUUCAUAGUCUGGAACAUGGAGUUGGCAUCAUCAUUCAGGUUUAAAUUUCAAGUUAGAUUAUGUGAGUCUAUUUACUGAUGAGCUGCAUACAAUGUUUAUUUGUGUUUCUUUUUAUACAGAUAACUCACCAAGAAGUUUCUUUCUAGACUAUAUAUGAUUUUUUGGACAAUCUGAA